Molecule: messenger RNA, 7229 nt
Organism: Mugil cephalus (flathead mullet)
Lineage: Eukaryota; Metazoa; Chordata; Actinopteri; Mugiliformes; Mugilidae
Product: ligand-dependent corepressor
Exons: 7
Coding region: 48-5492 (1814 amino acids)
Biological process (GO): regulation of transcription by RNA polymerase II
Cellular component (GO): nucleus
Molecular function (GO): DNA binding
Source: RefSeq, a predicted model, not a curated record
CUUCCUCUUCCCGUGCUGGUGCCCGCCACACAGAAGAGCGAUAGAAAAUGGCGAGCCUGUGCAAAAGGCAGCAAUGCACAAUCGACAGGCGCGGCUUUCGGCAGGAACUUGACUCUUGGGGACAUAAACUCAUUCACUGUGUAGGCUUGGAGAGCAUUCUUGAAGGUCUGUUUGGUUCCGAGCUGGUUGAAGACCUAAAAUUAUUUAAGGAUUUUGAGCCAAUAGAAGUGUCCGACUGGUCAUUUGUUGAAAAUUGUCUAUUCUGCUGUUUGAGAAGAGACAAAGUAAAAGAACACUUAAUUGGCUUAAACAAAGAGGAGCUGGACGACACACCGAAACCUCUCCUGGUUAAGGAUCAGCUCACUAUCAGCAGACUAGAGAAACAAGCUGAGGAAUUUCUCAAUGCAGUCCUUUGCAAAAAAGAUGUGCCAAAUUUCUCAGACCCACACAUUCCAGUAGUGGCUCGAGAGAUUCUUCAGAGAAUGAUCAGACAGUUUGCUGCAGAAUAUACCUCAAAAACCAGCUCCCCUCAGGACAGCCGCUCAGAUUCCCAACCUCACUCUGACCAAAGCCUGCCGACCCCACCCUUGGUCUCAGGGGCUCCUUCUCUUACCAGCCCUGCUGCCUCUCCGGCUGCGCCAGCACACAGCCACAACCCUGUUCUAAGCAAGCUCCUCAUGGCCGACCAGGAUGCUCCUCUUGACCUCACCAUCAAGAAGCCCUCGUCCGAGCACAGUGAACAAGAUGGAGUUCUUGAUUUAUCGAUCAAGAAGAAUCGCUAUAGCAGCAGCAGCCUGUCUGUCCAUAGCCCCUGCAUUUCUCCAGCCACAUCCAUGGUGAAGGGUGAGUCUCCAGACUUCCGUGUUGCAAGAGCAAAAGACCUGCAGUCCACCUCAACUCUGGAACAGUUCAUGGCAAAACUCUGCCCCCACCAUCAGAGACAGAUAGUGGAUGCCAUAGGUUUUCUUCAGACAGAGGUCAAAGCACUUGCAUCCUCCAAAACACAGAAACCCUCUAAAUUUACCUCUGGCGCCCAGGGAACUGCUUGUUCCACUGCAAAAUCCACUGCAGUCACCCCUGAAAAAUCACAUCCUGAGUUAAAAUUUCCCAACCAGUCUACUCCCAAAUUAGAAGUCCAUGAUGUGUCUUGUUCCAUCCCAAGCAGUGGUGCUAUGAGAAGACCUCCAGAGAAAGCUGUGUCGCUGAAAACAUCUGCCCCUGCUUUGGAUCUGCGCACCCCUGGGUCAGGGGGUAACCAAGUUUCGGCCACUCCAACUGCUAAUCCGGUGGAGGCCGACAACAACCGUCAUGGUGAUCAUGCACCUCUGAAGAUGAAAAUCAUGACUAGCAACGCUGAUGGUAAGAAGGUGUCACGUGUGCUUCCCUCUCGUUCUUCUCAACCUGAUGCUUUGGAGGACAGACAGAGUAACUCGGAUGCCUCCAACAGAGCAGAGACUCAUAGCGCUAGACUCAGUUCCUCUGUGAAAAGACACAGUCCGGCUGGUCACACACAUCAAGCUAGACAGAGGCACAGUCUCUUGGCCAUUUCUUCAGAUUCUGCUCGGACAGCCAGAAAGACUGUUAGGACAUCCUCUGAUCAUCGGACAAGGGACUCUGCUUGUAGGGGAGUGGCUGACCCUGAUCUCGGCCACUGUGACAUUGUUUAUAUCGACAGACCAAUUACAGACUAUAUUGGCAAUCAACAGCGCAGCAUGGUUCCACGCCGCAAUGCCAGAAAGAGUACCAGAGGACAUAUGUAUUCAGACGAAAUCUGGGAGUUAAAAACUGUUCGUACACUGGCCGGGAGGGGCAACUGUGUCAAUCCUAUGCCAGCACUGAUUACACUGGUCACCCCAAAGCAAAUACUUUCAAAGCCUGAAGGUGUGCCACCUGUGGACAUGCCUUUUGUUAGACCGUGCAGGGAAACAAUGAUUCAACAAAUGCCCACAGAAGAGUCCGGCGAAAGUCUCAUACCAGGAACAGGAGAUGUGGUAGAGGGAGCAGCCAGUAAAGCAGAUGUUAUAGUUGAAACCAGUCAGACGGAUCAGUGUCAAAGCAAGGAGCAGUCUGAUUCUCCAUCUCCAUUAAGUUGCACAGUAGAAAACAAAGAAACUUUUAUGAACACAGAUGUAGGACAGGAAGCCACUGUAGAAUCCCAGAUGACAACAGGAGGUGAAGAAAACGUUGGUCAAGUGGCAUUUGAAGCAGAAAAAGAAAAUGAGCAGAAAUCUCACGAGGACAUGCAUGGAAGUACAGAGCAAAUAGUGCCAGAGACAGUGGUUGAGCCAAUUGAGCAUAGAAUUGAGCACAUUAGCAUAGAAGAAACUGAUCCCCAGCUUUCCGUAGUUACUCUGAACAGUGAACCUGUUCUUCAGCAGAAUAGUGAAUCACUAGUGAACCAAGGUGAGGAAGAGAUUGAGGAAGAUAAAAUGGAGGAAAUGCAAAAUGAGGAACCUCAGAAACCUCUACUGGAGCCACAGAUACAUGAGAACUUAGAAGUGACAGAAGAAGCUAAUACCACAGAUUCAGCAGGGCAGCUGUUGGUGAAAGAAACAGAAAUGGAAACAUCUGAGGCAGUUGACAAUGUUAUGCCCCCAGAAGCAGUUGACAAUGUUAUGCCCCCAGAAGCAGUUGACAGUGUUAUGCCUUUGGACACAGAAGAUAAAAUUGAGGACGACGUGUCAUCAAAGUCACUAGAUGCUCUCUUAAAGGAACUACCACCAUGGCGUAGGAAAAAAGGCACCAGAAUUUUGCCUGCAAAGCGGCUCAGUCAAGCAGAGACGGUGAUAGUAGGUUAUUUUAAUGGAAGGCCCAUAUCGGCUUCUGAUAGAAAUCUGCGUCGAAGAGCAAGUAACCACACAUCCCCUAGUAAAACUCCAGUGAAAUUGGGUGAUAAUUUAGCCAACAACAGUACUGAUUCAACUAUCGAUUCAACCACUGGAAACACAAAUCUGGAGAAACUUUUAUCUGAAACUGACACGCUCAUAAAGAUUGAAGCAACUCCAGUGAUUCAGCAGGUGACAGAAGAUUCAUCUGAAUCACCAUCGAAUCCAAUACCUGAAGUUCCCUCGUGUAAUAAACAAAUCAAGAAACAAAAGAGGGUUCUGAGAAAUUCUCUCAGCCCUGAGUCCAAACGGCAACUUAGAUCUGCCAGCCAGAAGCCAUUUGAGACGCCAGCAACUCUGCCCAUUUCAAAUGCUGUCACUUCUGUUUCAUCUGAGAUACCUUCUAUUGCCCCAGGAGGUUACCUUCUGGAGCAGCUGCCCUCCCUCCCUCUUCCUCAUCCACUGCCAGUUACUGAGUCCCCUGCAAUAACCACAUCUGAACCUGCAUCUGAACAGCCUCAACAGAACACAAUGCAGGACACUCAUGAAUUAGAAAUCAAAAAUCCUCCAGUAGACACAACCUCUGAAAACUUAGAAAAAAACAAAGCAGAAAUGCAACUCCAAACUAAACAGAAACUAAGAUCCGCCAAGGUUGCAGUAGAUGAUGGCAAGAACGAGAAAGAUCAACUUAGUGAAGUGUCAAGUCCAUUAGAAAAUCUAAGUCCAGUAAAGACAGAACUUCAAACACAGAUAAUGCCAUUAAGGGGAAAACGGGUGCUCCGAAAGGAUGCAGAAGCAAGUGAUGUUGUUUUGCAGCAGAAGCCAGAUGUAGCAUCUAUAGAAGACAAAUCUGCUAAUGGAGAUGAUAGCAAUCCUUCCAUAUCAGACAGACCCACAAGAAUGCCAUUAAGAAGUGAGAGCACUAAGGCUGAAAUGUCCCACCAGUCUGUUACACAGUUACCACCUGUGGACAACAAGAAAUUAGCUUUGAGGUCACAAACACUGGCUGCACCUUCUACCAGUACUCUAACUGUAGCUACAAGACAAACUGACGCAGCUUCCCCUAUCCGAAUAUUGCCAGAAAGAGUAACAAAAGCUCAGGUCAGGCCCCCUUCAGCGUCUAGUGCGCCUGUGUCCCACAGCUCGCAAAUUCCUAUCAUCACACCAAGACACGAGCCCCCAAAACAAACAGUCAACAAAUUCUUUGAGACGCUCACUGGAGAAGACAGCCAACAACUAAUUUCGAAUCUGAAUUUAAAGUAUGAUAAGAUGCAGAAAGGUUGGGUGCAAAUGGACAAAGAAGGUCAGCCGACGGCAAAAUACAAAAAUAAAUCAGACAGGCAGGCAGCUAUAUGGAAAAGCAAACGCAGGGCACGAAAACCAAAGUCUUUGGAGCAUCAGAAAUAUUCACCGGUCCAAAUGCUUUUUAUGAAAGGUUUUAAUCUCACCAGUAUUUGUCGCUGGUUCCUUGAAUCGACAGAAACAAAGUCCCUUGUCAUAGUCAAGAAGGUGAACACGCGUCUUCCGUCAGAAACUCAGCUGUGCUUCCACAGCUCAUCAGGUACAUCAGUGACCUCUCAGGGGGUAUUUCCAAGCCUACAGGCAGAGCGGUUAAAGAAACAUUUAAAAAAAUUUGCCAUCGCCUCUCCUGUCAAGAGCAAUCCCAAGAGUCAGAAACUGAUUGCGAAAGCACUGGAGCUGGAGGCAAAUUUAUUUAAAGGGAGAGACAGAGGAGAAUUUCCCAGUACUGCUCAGACUAAGACAUACACCUCGGCCAAAGCCAGUGCACAGACAGAAUCCCAGAAAUCUUCUGGCAAAUCAAAGAAUCCAGCUAGUGCAAGGAUCUUGAGGAAAUACUCUAAUAUCCGAGGAAAGAUGCAAGUACAGCAAACCACUGUUAGACUAAAAGAGGCCUCAAAGAUCUUAAAAACCAACAAAAUGAAAAGACUGGCCACCACAAAGGCUGCUGCUAAGUCAAAUCUGAGGCCGUCGCUGAAGGCACGGAAAUCCGCCCUACCUGUCAGUAAACGAAUGAAAGAGUCUGCGGCAAAAAUGCAAAGACGUAAAAUGUUGGCUGGAAAAAAAUCAACAAAGCACACAGUUCAAGUUAGGGCUGUUAAGGCUCAGGGCAGUAGUAGAACUUCAAGAGGCGCAACUAAAAAAGAUCUGCCAAAGAGAUACUCUCGACGACUGGGGUCUCCUAAAAUGUCUGAACUUCACCCCGUCGAUGUGUCUAAAAACAAGGCUGACAAUAGAAAACACACUGAAGCAGAAAAAACAGAGGUGGAAAAACUCGCAGUGAAUAAAGCAAAUUCAGGUGUAGAUAGAGUUGACGAAACUCCACAGCAGAGUCUGGAGGUCAAGGUUCCCACCUCUCCUGACCAGGUACUGACGAGGUCGCAGAGAAAAAUGGAGUCGGCGGUUCCUUUGAGCCCCCGUCAUGCUUUGGGGAGGGGCAAGAAGUCCAUGAAAACACAGAGCGCUUCUCCUAAAUCAGUUAAAAAAGCUGAAGAACCUAAGCUGAGGAGAAGCGGGGCUUUUAGUACUCCUGCAAAGAGGAAACGGGGAGCCUCACUGCCACGAAGUGCGACUAAACUGGCAACCAAGAGAGCUCAGGAGCAUUUAGUGACCCCAGCAAAGCGCACCAGGACAUCACACUCAAAAUAAAACGAACCUGCAGAGAGGUCAUCUUUGUUUUUCUUUUUUUGAUUUUCUUUUAUCUGGAAUAUACUCAGAAGGACCAAAAGUAUCUAUUUUGUACUUUCACCAAACUCUUCAGAUCAUACGUUGUUCAAUACGUAAGGAAGGAACAUAUUUUCAAAUUCAUUUAUUUUGUAAUGCGCCACCGUGAAAACUCAAGUGUGUUGGAUUAUUUUGCUUAGCAUUCGUUCGGGGGCUUACAGUCCUACAUGAUGUCUAGGGAAUGCAGUUGCUGUUUGGCUUUGUGUUUCAGCACUCUACGACACGGCUGGAGAUGGCAACCGCCUAUCAAAACCUCAUUUUAAAGGUUAACAGACGCGUAGAUGCAGUUAUUGAGGUGAAUCUACAUUAAUUCACCGCCUUCUUAUUUUUGUAUAUAAUUAUUGUUUUAGGUGAUGGCAUGCACUGCGAGAAGGGAGCUUUGAAUAAAAUUGUUACUUACAGUGACUAGGCAGUUUGUAUCUCCAGCCUGUCUUCCAAUCACAACAUUGUGAAUAUGUGACUGUUGUGACCAGGUGCCUUAUUUAUGAAAUGUAAUGUAAUAGAAUGUGUCGCUAAAUGUGAAAACUCCUGUCCUUGAGUUGCUUUCUGUCCCACGGAGGCAACAUUCAUUUGUUCCAGCGUCUCGUGCUUCAUCCGCAAAUUCCUAUGUUGACUAAGGCAUUCAGAUCUUCUGACACCCUCGUACCGGACAGGUUUAUUUUUAUACCCAUUUUCCCAGAGCAUUAACAGAAAAUCGUUCUUAUUAUAGUUGUGUUAGAUGUUGAGGUCUGAAUUGUCAAAACAGGCGUGUUCUCUAUGUGUCAUGACAAACGUUUGUAUUAUUUUGUGUUGUUCGGGGGUCAGGUUUCACUGCUGUGCACCUCCUCCGACUAUUGCACCUGUUCAAAAUGGUAGCAUUGAGUAUUUUACCUGCUUCUGCAUGUGUUAAAUCUUGUUGAUGUGGAGUCAGUUUCAGCAACCUUUGGCAAUGCAGCCGUGAAACCCAGCACUGUCUUUAUGUCCCUGAUCUAUAAAAGCCACCUUCAAGGCUGUGCGCACAUUUAGUGCUUGUCAAAAAAAGCUAUUCUAGAAAUCUACAUGAUAGGACUUUGAGAUACUGGCUGCAACACUUGUGGUAAUAAUUUUUCAGAAAUGCCUGAAAAACAUAUUUGAUGAAUGGACUUUGUGGCUUCACAACCAGUAAUAACACAUUAAAGAGUGAUAAUUCACAAGCUGGAUAGGGUUGGGGUAGUUUAGUCACACUUCUAAGUUCUGAAGCAGUUUUAUUAUAUAUAUUUUUAUUUUUAUUUUUUUUUUGUCUUUGACUGUCGGGCUGAUGUUCUCAUAAUGUGAAGUUUGUUUACUUCUCCAGUAGUAACUUACAGUAGCGUGUUACCAUUUUAGCACAGUGUUAUAUUUUCUUUUUAUUUUAUUCAGAGGGUAAAUCAUCCUGUAAAUGCAAAAAAAAAAGAAAAACAGUCCGCCAUGUUUUUAUUCUUAUUUAAGAGCUUCUUGUAGGCUAGUGACUUUAGCAAAUCUAAUACAGCCCACCAAAUAUCAGACUUGAACAUGUUUAUCCUUUACAGUUGCUAUUUAAAGAUUUUGAUUUUGUAUAUUAGAAAGAAAUACCUGCUUUAUUUGUGGUAAUCUCAAGAAUGAUGCAUCUUUAUGUUGAGAACUUUGUAUUUUUGCUGGAGUUGAUAUAAAGAUGUUUGAAUUUUA